AAACACUGUUGAUACUACUGAUUUACACAAUUUUUUUACCUAAAAUCUUGGAUGAUUUUAAUAUAAUAAAAUAUGUUAAUGAACUAUUUAUUUUAUAGAAUAUAGUUAUUUCCUUAAAAUGAAUUCACCCAUUGAGAAUAUAAUUGUGAAUUCAAGUCAAUAUACGCCAGUUUACUUUAUAGAAGAUCCUGGUGCUAACCAGGCCAGACCGAUUGUUGUAACUGCGAAUCAACAAAAACCCAUUAGUAAUACAUUAAAAACAUUUUACGAAAAUAGCGGUAAACUGGAAGAUAACCUCCUGCAGAGUACAGAUAGUGUUUCGUUUACAAAACCUGAAGGAAUCAUUAAGAAAACCGAUAUAAAUGUUAUUGGAAACAAUUUGAAACUAGCUAAUUUUCUAUUACCAAAAGCAGGAUUACAGAUCGAAGCUAGUAAACAAUACAUUGCACCUGUGAAUAAUGUUGUGCUAAAGCCUGUGUACGUAGCUAGCACCAAUACGUCUAGUAUUCCUACUGUCACGAAUACAAUCCCUAAACUUGAUGUAUGUAGUAAAAUUGUUAAACUAAAAGAUCUACCAAGCACACACAAACAUAGAAACGGUAAAUUAGUGCCAAAGAAAAAACCAAAGGAGGAUACUGUAAGUAACAGUAAAACUACAUCAGUGCAAUUAUUAAAACUAGGCGAGACAUACCAUAGUCUUAACGAACUGAGUGAUGAUCAAAUGAAAAUUGUUAAUCAUGCCCUGAAAAUAUUUAGUAAUCCUAAGAAUUCACCUAAAGAACCAACGUAUGAUCCUGUAACCAAUACCAGAUUUAUUUAUAAGGUGGUAUCACCAAAAGACCUAACAGUUGUUGGCAAAAAUAAAGUGGUGAUUAAACAAAAGAAACAGGAGGUGAAGAAGGAAUCAGUUAAGAGACAAGAAAAGAAAGAAGCAAAACUGGUACCUGAAGUAGUUAGUGAACCAAUUCCUGUUGAGACCAAAGUGACAAGGAGUGGUAGAAAAGUCAAGUUGCCUAAAAAUAUAUUACCAGAGGAAGUACAUCAAAAGCCAAAGAAAAAGAGUGGCACUAUAGCUAGUUGCUUUCAGUGCUCAUCAGAAUUUAGCAGCCUCUACCGCUUACAACGACAUUACGAACACCACCCCACCCACAUACCAGCUCGAAUACACUCAAAUCUCUUCCACUGUCUUCUGGCCAUUAUCAAGACUGGAUCAGAGGAGGACAGGGCCAAUAUCUUCUUGCAACAAUUGGAACAAGUUAUAACUAAGAUAAAGUCAUUGAUACCGUGUUUAUUAAAAGGCAAUGGAGCUGGAGCUGAAGGAAAACUUAGUACAAUUAGUGAAGAUGUGGGAAGGUUAUUUGGUAUAAGCCCUGGGAAGUAUAAUUUGGACAUUGAUGCUCUCAGCUGUGUUAAAGAUAAAGACGGUCACUGUCUGCACAACCCAGCACCACCUCUAAGCAAACCAGCACAACCUUGGAGUAAUAAAAGCAAUGAGGAAACCACAAAAGUGCCAGAAACAGAUGACUGUGCAAGAAUUAACUCAGCUGAAAAAUGGCCAACAGUCAGUAAAAGAAUGGAGCGCAAGAAACCUGAACAAAACACAGCAAAGAAAAUUAAACUGAUAGAAUCUGAAGUGCCUAUAGAACUAGGCGACGACGAUAUAGCCGCGUUCUUUAGCAAUAACCACAAGACUGAUAUUAGCUCAUUGGAUAAGACUGCUACAGAGGAAAUCAAUAUAAGUAAUAAAGAAACCACUGAAACAACGAAAGCAGAUACUUCAAAUAAACCUACACACAUACGAUUUCACAGUACACAUUUUGAUAUCAGGUCAUCACCGAUGAAACCAACGUCUACAGUUUUUAGAAAAUUUCAAAUCAAUCCGGAAAAAAUGCCAAAGUUUGAUAUACAAGAGAUACAACCAUUAAUAAGUCAAGAGAGUGAAUUUACAGAGACAAUCAGUACUGAAUCAAAUGAAAGUACAAAUAUACAAAGUGAUUUAUUUAUAGAUAAUCCCGUGCAAUCAGAGACAAGUUGUAAAGAUGCACCAGAAUUGAAUUUUAACACAUCAAAAGAAUGGACUGUUAAGUAUACGGAUACCGAACAUGGUACUGGAAGCUUUAUGAAGUCUGAUAGUUUAAUUAAUGAGAACACCGAUUAUUUGAAAUCAAAUGCCUCAAUAGAGCCUUCUUUAAUUCAUGUGAAGGAUAUACCAAAACCUGUAAAUAAUGAAAUAAAUAUAAGUGAACUACCUAUUAGUGAUCACUCAUUAUCUAACCAAGGAUCGGUGUUGAACUUUUUAGACUCAUUAGGCAGUACUGAGCUAUCUUAUCCAGAUACUACCAUAAGAAAUCACUCUGUUGAUUUUCAAUUAGAUCUAUUUUCCUUUAGCAAUUAAUAGUAUUAUUAAAUAAUAAAUAGUGAGGUAUAAAUGAUUUGAUUUAUG
Molecule: messenger RNA, 2443 nt
Organism: Zerene cesonia (dogface butterfly)
Lineage: Eukaryota; Metazoa; Arthropoda; Insecta; Lepidoptera; Pieridae
Exons: 8
Coding region: 119-2395 (758 amino acids)
Source: RefSeq, a predicted model, not a curated record